Alligator mississippiensis (American alligator) is the source of this 2783-nucleotide messenger RNA. It is a transcript of the gene KLHL34, whose product is annotated as kelch like family member 34. The transcript has a single exon. The record is from RefSeq and is a predicted model, not a curated record. Bases 723 to 2516 code for a protein of 597 amino acids. NCBI's taxonomy places the organism in Eukaryota, Metazoa, Chordata, Crocodylia, Alligatoridae. Gene Ontology annotation, molecular function: protein binding.
GUCAAAUUAAACCAGUGACUAAUCAUGGUAUUUUAGUUGUCUUUCUGCCCCUGGGAAAAAGAUUUAUAUGUUCAGAAAGUCUUCUUGCUCUAAUCCCUGUAUGCUGAUUUGCUCUGCAGUAGAGACUUCCUAACAGAGUGAUGAAAGAUCACCAAAAGUGGUUUGUUGUCCCAGGAGCUGUGAGGUCUAAACUUAUCUAAGUCUGAAAUACAAACGAGGCUCAAGCUGCAGCAAAAGUGCUCCUCCGUGUUGUCCCUCAUCUGUUUCUACUCAGAGCCAUGAUCCGUCAGCCACAGAGGAUCUAUUUGGUCAGCAUGCAGAGAAAGCAGGGCCGAGAAAGACAUUUGAGCAGACACAAAGUUCCAUUUGUUGAGAUUGUCAUCUAGCUCCCACAUCUGUCACCUGGUGGCCAGCCAAGCAAUGGCUCCCCACAGCCGUGGACCAUCCAGCCUCAUGGAAAAUGGAAGCAAGAAAAGUAAGCACCUCAAGGCUGUUAUGAGAUUCAGCUGUUUUCUCUUUGAAAUAAGGCAUUUACUUCACUGCAAGUGUAUUAACUAGCCCUCCAGCUGGAGAAAGCAUCUGUUUUCUUACUUAGGCUUUUCUUUGACAACUGGAGAAUCUAUAAGGCGUUCUUACAAGGAAACCUAGGUGCCGAUUCAUGUAGCUGUUUUGAUACCUCAUUGCGCUUUAAUAAUUUGGACAAAAGCACUGUAUUAUGCACAAUGAGCUACUUCCUGUCCUAUUGCAAAUCGCAUUGCAGUACUGUGCUCUCCCAUUACCAAACCCUCAGAUCAGAAGGUUUGAUGUGUGAUAUUUUACUGAAGGUGAAGGAAAAUGAGUUCCCUGCACACAAGUCCCUGCUGGCCUGCUCCAGUGAUUAUUUCCGGGCUAUGUUCAAAAGCUACACCACAGAAUCCAAAGCCAGUGUAAUUCAUCUGCAAGUGAUCUCGUCUGUGGGUCUCCAGCAUAUUCUAGAUUUCAUCUACACCUCCUGGCUACCCCUUUCUUUUGAGAGCCUGGAGGAUACUUUGGAAGCUGCCAGUUAUCUACAAGUGACUGAGGCUAUUGGCCUGUGCAACCACUAUAUAGUUAACAAUCUCACCCUGGAAAACUGCUGUUUUUCUGCCAAUGUUGCUACAAAGUUCUACCUUCCGGAUGCUUUAGCAGCAACAGAAAAAUACAUCAUCAGUAAUCUCUGGAGGCUGCUGGACCUGGAUUUCAUAGGGCUGCUUGAGCUGAACUUCAGAUCUUUGAUGGCAGUGGUAGAAUCUGAUGUCCCUAUGGUGAAUGAAUCCUGCCUGUUGAAUCUGGUGAUGAUGUGGCUGAAGCAUGAUAAGUCCAGGUUGACUCUCAGAAGCAGCCUCUUGGAACAGAUAAGAUAUGGUCUUAUCCCUGUAGAAGAUUUGCGAAAGGUCUACACUCAGUCAGAAGUGCCUCUCCCAGCGAGUGUUAAAUGCUUGAUCAUAAAAGCAAUAAACUAUCACUCAUUUGUUUUCAAGCAACCCCUCCUGCAGGACAAGUCCACCACCCUGAGGAACCAGAAAACUCAGAUCAUCCUCCUAGGUGGAGGAACCGCAAAUGAAGGGCUUGUAAGUGAUGUAGUGGCCUUUGAUGUUUAUAAUCACAAAUGGAGAACUCUAACGCAGGUGCAGGACAGACUACAGCAUCAUAACAUGUGCGUGAUCGGGAACUUCCUGUAUGUGCUGGGUGGGGAAAUAGAAAGUUCACAAAGUGAAACUAAAACUGACCCCAGCUUGUCCGUUACCAGCGGGGUCCACCGUUACGAUCCAAGAUUUAACAAAUGGACACAAAUCACAGGAAUGCUGGAAAAAAGAUGUCAGUUUUCUUGCUGUGUCUUAGGCAACAACAUCUUUGCCAUUGGUGGAAGAGGUGAGAAUGGAUCACUACAUUCCUCUGUGGAGGUCUACAAUAUCACCAGGGACAAAUGGACGAAGGUUGUAGAAUUGCCGUGCAAGGUACAUGGGCAUGCUAGCACAGUCUGCAAGAAUACCAUAUACCUCUCAGGUGGCAAAUCCAUGGAACAAACAAACACAAGUAAAGAUGUCUACUCUCUUAGCACUGUAGAAGGGCAGUGGAUGAAGCAAGCUCCUAUGAGCAUUGCCCGGUUUGGACAUCAGAUGGCAACAAUCAGAGAUGCCAUCUUCACAUUUUUAGGACUAUAUGAACCAUUCUCCGAAAUAGAAAGGUAUGAUCCUAGCGAAAACCAGUGGACUCGGUUAAGGCCUUUGGUCUAUGAUCGCUUUUGUUAUGGCCUAGCAGUGGUAGAGGAGACUGCGCUUCUUAUUGGGGGGAAAAAAUGGCAGGACUCACAGGAAGUCCCAACCCAAGAUGUGGUGGGUUAUGAUAUUGACAAUGAUUGCUGGGAAGAAAUUUGCAAACUUCCCUUGCCUUGGUAUGGACUGCAGUGUGCAGUGCUGCAACUCUCAGAAUCAGCAGCAACCAAGGGGGACACCAAACAGCAAAGAAGCCAAACUGCUGAGUUAACACUUCAUUGAAUUAUCAUCCUUGAAGAUAAGACAAAAGAGCAGCCCUGGAGAAAAAAAGAAAAUUGCAGUGGCACUAAAUGCAACAGAGUUGAACUUUUGCUUUAAUAAGCAACACAUACAAUGGAUAUAGACAGGGAAAUCUGUCAUUAGCAUGGGAAAAUGUGCUAUGAUUUAUACAGUGAAAAACAAGAUUUGCUGAGGACAGAUGCGGGAAGUAGCACGUUCUGAAAAGAAGAGGCAAAGGAAUUCCUAAUGCUGUAUUUCCUUGGAUGACUA